Molecule: messenger RNA, 1999 nt
Organism: Musca domestica (house fly)
Lineage: Eukaryota; Metazoa; Arthropoda; Insecta; Diptera; Muscidae
Exons: 2
Coding region: 218-1300 (360 amino acids)
Source: RefSeq, a predicted model, not a curated record
UUUUUUAUCUCUUUUUUUUACUCGGUUUGUAUACCUGGGAGAACUCUACAUCUCAAACGGAGAGAAACAUUUGGUCCUUCGAGCCGGAUCUCUCAUCAGUCGUUUUCCCUUUUUAUCUUCUCAGGCAAACAACACACGGAACUUCAUCCCCCCGCCUCACAUACAGUCCGCAUCCUACACACAUCCAUCUGCUUUCAUCUUAAUCACAUAAACAGCUAUGGAACCUGCAAGCCCCCUUUUUCCGGAAGUAAUCUUGUCAGACUUCGACUACACUGACACCCCAAUGACGGACGAGGAGCGGAUGGAUACAGUCAGCGUAUGCUCGGAGCGACCUCCGUCGGUGACAAUUUACCCAGCUGUACCGGUCGUUACCAACUCCCCGAUUGCGGCUAAUGCCCCCACGAAUGUUGCCGUGAGUUCGACCCCGUCCUCCACAUCCAGUAAUCUAGCAGGAUUGGUGCGACCUGUUCCUGGUUCGAUACCCCGAAGAUGCCCAUUAUGCCCAAGUCACCAUGCCUUGUAUCGCUGCCCGACGUUUAGGGCAAUGAGUUUUGAGAGACGGAUGAGAACAGUGGUCUCGCUAGGGCAUUGCGUCAAUUGCCUGAUGAUGGGGCAUCAUGCGAGAACCUGCCAGAGCGCUUCACGAUGCGCACAGUGUCAGCAGAAGCACCAUUCCACACUGCAUUCGCGGGUCCGACGUAACCACCGCCAACACCAAUCCCGUCGGAAUGUAGCGCAAACAACAGUCGCUAGUCGAAACAUGGUACCGGUUUCUACACCUCGUCACCCAUCUUUUUCACCGGUCAUAGCUUCGGCGGCAGCACUGCCAAUUAGUCGGGUAGUCGCUCUUUCCCCUACUUUGGUAGUUCGGGUAAUACUGCCACAAGCAACUAUACCGGUCCGAGCGUUAUUGGACCCUUGCUGCCGGAUAAGCCACGUUUGUGAGAGCUUAGUACGUAGCUUCCGCUUGCCUCUUACCUUCCUAAAUGAAGAAGUUUAUUGUGAUUUGGCAAUUGGUUCGCGGUUCGAUGAAAGUGUUAUAAAGCACAUCACUCCUCGAGUUGCCAAAUUAGAACGAGGAAAAACUCCCACUGUUUCCGUCUCUUCCGCAAUUAGGGAAUCUUUCGCGGGCCUUGAGUUGGCGGACCCAACCUUUUUCCAGUCUGGCGCCAUUGCAUUAGUCUUAGGUCCCGAAGUUUACGCACAGAUCGUGUCAUCUCGUAUUUUGUCGCAACCAGGUUUGCCUACGGCACAAUACACAAUAUUUGGUUGGAUCAUUUCGGGCACCACAUCCCGCUAAAGAACAUUUGCUGCUAUUUUUGUUUUGAAUUAAAUUGAAUAAAUAAACAUACUGAAUUACGCUCACUAGAAUUUGAUUUCACGUCAUUUAGCCUUAAGAUACUCCUUAUCAUUCAUUGAUACUUAUAUUAUUAAUAUUAUUACGCUCCAUUGAACUUAAUGAUUUCUAUUACUGAUUGAUAUAUAUUGUUGAUUGUAACAUUGUCCAAUGUUUCAAGGUGGGCGGCAAUGUUUAAGUUCGAAUUGCAUAUUGCCAAGGGUCCAGAGAGCCUACGUUCGCUUAGCACGGACCGUAGAGAGAUGAGUUCUUGGGCUAAAAGGUUGCCUGCACCUCCCCUUGGAGCCUACGUUCGCUUGGUACGGACCGUAGGGAGAAAGCCUUCCUCGUCUGAAGAUUUUCCCUACAACUCUCCUUGGGGCCUACGUUCGCACAGCUCGGACCGUAGGCAGCUUUUCCAAGCCGUUUCUCUACAGCUCUCUCUGGGUACUCUCUCAGCCCGUGUUGCUGUUAGAGAUGUCCUGGAAGCAUCGGCGCUUCCAGCCACCUCGGGGCAUUGUGACUUUGUUAGCUUUUAGUUACUCUCGUUUUAACUUCGGAGCUCACCGCAUCACAAAGGUAAUCUGUCAACUCGGGUUGACCAUUUUCCAAAAUCCUCAAUAAACGGAUAUUUAUUAUUUAUAUUUAAUACUAAUACACCUU